Nerophis ophidion (straightnose pipefish) is the source of this 1488-nucleotide messenger RNA. RefSeq names its product Dexi homolog (mouse) (gene dexi). The record is from RefSeq and is a predicted model, not a curated record. The coding region runs from base 354 to 623 and encodes 89 amino acids. The transcript is spliced from 2 exons. NCBI's taxonomy places the organism in Eukaryota, Metazoa, Chordata, Actinopteri, Syngnathiformes, Syngnathidae.
ACACGUAGGUCAACUCCCCGUAUUUUCUGAGUGUUUUUGUUGUUGCUGUUUUUAGCUUCCUGUCUAUCAUGGCUAUAAUUACGCCAAGAUGAAGCAAACGUGAAAAAUGCUAGCAGGCAGCUAAGGUGGUAUUUUCACGGUGUUUAUUAUCAUUAUUAUUUUUAUUAUUAUGAUUUGUUAUGCUCGUGACGCUUUUACACGCACACGUGUUUUAUUGCCUUUAAGCGUCGUGAAGGUUCAGUGUAGUGUGUCUAUGACUGCCCUGCCCAAGAUGGCCCCUUGCUGGAGCUUCAGUUCUUCUGUAUCAAUGACACUGCAACACUGCAGCGCCUAAAUCUCGCCUCUCCUUCCCUAUGACCUGCACGAUUUAUGCACAACUAGAUUCUGUGGAAUCGCCUCUGGACGAGCACCCAUAUAUGUUUUAUCUGGGCCUAUUCUUUGUGAACGUGCUGGUCCUUUACUAUGCCUUCCUCAUGGAGUACAUCGUCCUGAAUGUGGGGAUAGUUUUCCUGCCAGAGGACAUGGACCAGGCCCUGGUGGACCUCGGGGUCCUGUCCGACCCGGCGUCCCUGCCCUACGACACGGACGCAGACCUGGACGUGCUGGAGGGCUACCUGGAGUGAUGGAGUGGUGCUGAUGAGGGAUGCAGAGGUCAGGGACGAACUGGGCCUGGUCAGACCUCAUUGGAGGGAUGGAAGGUGGUCUCGCUAGAUAACCACCAAGUCUUCCACUCCAGUCCUCGGGAAGAGACCUGGACUCUUAGCUUUGCGUCCUCCACGAGGGACACGGGGACGGGAAGUGGCGAGCACGUUUCAGAGUGUGCACACCCUGAACGUCAUCAAGACAAUGCAAGUAAUUGCUCUCGAUGAACUUAAUUAGCCAGGAGAAUGUUGUGUGGCGGACUCUCACGCUAGGAAAAGUGGGUGACAGGAAGUACGACGUGUGUUCAUCAGAAGCCUGGCCAAGUAUGACACGCAUUAAGAACAUUUGUUUUUGCGCUCAUAGAGACUUUUAGUAAAAAUCACUUCAGUUAGUUUUGCACAAGAAUUAUUAGGGGUGUGAAUGUUUGGGCAGUCCCAUUCCUGCUAUUAUUUAGUGUAAUAAUUACAAUGAGACUCAUUUAAAAUACCUCCUUUUUAAAAAUGGAAUCUUCCAAAAAAAAAAAUGUAAAUGUUUUUCUUAACUAAAAAAAAAAACUACACAUUUUUAAUUAUUUUUUUUAAUACAUUUAUGAAAGUUAUGAAUGGAUUUAAAAUGGCGAUUGCACCCCUAAUAACAACUUGAAUUAUUAUGCAUACUAAUUAUAAUUUUUAAAUGAACAGGACUCUUGAUGCUGUUUUUAUUUUCAUCCCUAAGGAUUUUGGUUUUAUGUUCACGUUACCUCGAAGCAAUAACGACAAAUUGUUUCAUUAUCCGCGUUCUGCGAAAGAAGUCACGCACAGAUUCCGCUCGUUGGCGAGUGAAAUAAAACCAUGUUUGGCAGAGAAA